AUGCUCCUGCAAGUCCUCUUCGGCGGCUUCGCUGCCCUCAUCACCUCAACCUCUGCUCAGUCGAAUUCCAGUCAGAUACUGGUAGUUGAUCAGAAGAGCUUCAAUGUUCUGAAGCCUGUACCUCCUCCUUCACAAUCCAACCUUACGACGAUUUUUGUCCCCCCCGGCGUCACGUUGCAACAAGCCCUGGCGAAGCCCUUCCAUGUCUAUGAUGAAUCUUUUCUAGAAAUUAUUGGGCCAAACCCUACCUUGACCCUAAUUGCCAGUACUAGCAGUAAUCCUCUCUUCCAUGAGGCUGUCGUCUGGUACCCUCCCACCGAUGAGAUCUUCUUCGUACAAAAUGCCGGAGCGACGGCUGCUGGAACCGGUCUGAACAAGUCCAACAUCAUACAAAAGAUCUCCUUGAAUCAAGCUGCCUCCGUGUCGUCCCUACGGAAUGCGAGCGGGCAGGUGGAUGUUGUAACUGUGAAUGCUACUCCUCCCGUGAUUAACUCCAACGGGGCGACUCAAUAUCGAGGCCAACUGCUCUUUACUGGUGAAGGGCAGGGUAAUGACACGGCCCCCGCGCUAUACGUCGUGAACCCACGUCCCCCUUAUAACGCUUCUAUGCUCGUGAACAACUAUUUCGGCCGUCAGUGGAAUUCGCUCAAUGAUGUGGCGGUCAAUCCUAUGAACGGUGAUGUGUACUUCACAGACACUCUGUACGGCUAUCUGCAAGACUUCCGCCCUUCGCCAGAAUUGCCAAAUCAAGUCUACCGGUUCACACCUUCCACGGGUGCGGUCUCGGUGGUAGCCGAUGGAUUUGAUUUGCCAAAUGGCAUCACAUUCUCCCCCAAUGGGUCUUACGCGUACGUGACCGAUACAGGUGCUCAGUAUUCGUUCUUUGGGUAUAAUAUGACAGCGCCUGCCUCGAUCUAUCAAUUUACCGUCCUCUCCGAUGGGACCUUCGCAAACCGCAAACUGUUUACUUACUCUAGUGUUGGCAUACCAGACGGGAUACACUGCGACACCAAUGGUAAUGUUUAUUCGGGCGUUGGUGACGGCGUACACGUGUGGAACCCUUCAGGAAAACUGCUCGGCAAGAUCUUCCUGGGCACGACAUCCGCGAACUUCAAUUUUGCGGGCAAAGGUCGUAUGGUUAUCUGUGCGGAAACCGAACUUUAUUAUGCCACGUUGGCGGCGGAGGGAGCAGUGGUGUCGAGUCAACUGCCGCCGAUAUGA
Messenger RNA from Cladophialophora psammophila CBS 110553, 1221 nucleotides. RefSeq names its product gluconolactonase. The record is from RefSeq and is a predicted model, not a curated record. The transcript has 8 exons. The coding region runs from base 1 to 1221 and encodes 406 amino acids. Lineage: Eukaryota; Fungi; Ascomycota; Eurotiomycetes; Chaetothyriales; Herpotrichiellaceae.